AUGCUACAAUCAAUGUCGGCGCAUUUGAUGGCCGAGACGCAGCUGGGGAUCCGAAGGGGCUCCACACGAAAGGAUGCCUUGCCAGGCCCGUCUCUAGUUCUGCCACCACCCACAGAGCCUCCAAUCACUGUUAUGAAUGCACCGUUGACCCCACCCAAUAAUCCGAUAGGAUGGGCGAUGUUCAAUCCGUUACCACUGAGGAAAGGACUGCCGAUCAAGCAGCAACAUGUUGUCACACAGCAACAUGCAGCAACACAUACGCUUAAAGGU
Messenger RNA from Mesorhabditis belari, 270 nucleotides. The record is from the annotation of a GenBank genome assembly. Lineage: Eukaryota; Metazoa; Nematoda; Chromadorea; Rhabditida; Rhabditidae.